AUGGCUGAAGAAGAAAAGAGGGUAUUCCCCGACUCUAGAUUCAAGCUUCCCUCGGGUCUUGUUAACUUCAGCAACGCUUCAGCAUAUCCUAAGUGGGAGCCCGUGGACACAAGAAAAGAGACCCUUCAGGUGUUUAGAUUGUCCUUCUACACUACAGUUGGUGCUUAUGCCUGGUUAUAUUUGUGGAAAAGAACCACCUUCAAGAUUGGCUUGCCCUUGGCGGUCUGCGGUUUCGCCACUGUGGCUACUGCUACCAAGGGUGUGGUCACCAACUUGAGACAGAAAAACGACGGCUGGAACACCUUCUGGGCUGUUGGUGCAGGUAACUUGGCUUGCUUGACCGUUGGUUUCAAGAACAUGCCAGUUAAGCACAAGGUAAUGGCUGGAGUUGCUGGUGCUGCAAUCACUGCUGCUGUGGAUCACCUCUCAUGGUCUCAAUCGCCAACUUUUGCCGGCAGAGACAUUAAAUACGCCGAGGCAAACACCGGCGAUGAGCUUCCAAAACAGCAAUUCUGGGAUGUGUGGAAGAGAAGACCAUUGUCGCAAACCGUGGAAGCUUUGGGAGAAGGAAGAGGUAUUUUCAAACAGUAG
Molecule: messenger RNA, 591 nt
Organism: Candidozyma auris
Lineage: Eukaryota; Fungi; Ascomycota; Pichiomycetes; Serinales; Metschnikowiaceae
Exons: 1
Coding region: 1-591 (196 amino acids)
Source: RefSeq, a predicted model, not a curated record